Molecule: messenger RNA, 336 nt
Organism: Cladocopium goreaui
Lineage: Eukaryota; Dinophyceae; Suessiales; Symbiodiniaceae
Source: the annotation of a GenBank genome assembly
AUGAACUCAGCUAUAGGGCUGAAGGGUGACUGGAAGAAGGCAAUGCAGCUGUCUGACACCUUGCAACGAUCCGGGAUCGAGUCCACAGUUGAGACCCACGGGAGCAUCCUUACAUCACUGGAGUGGUCCCAUGCCAUGGAGCAUUUGAGCGCGAUGUUGCAGAGCUCCCUAAGAGCUACUGACGUGUCUUGUGGCGCGGCCAUGAGGACUUGUAAGGCUCCAUGGCGCCUUUGCUGCUUUCUGCUGCAGUGGGUGCCUGAUGACAGAUACUGCCAUAGCUAUGCCAUGAGUGCUUGCGCCCUUCAAGAAGUUCCAGGAGGACUCCUGAGGCGAUGA